ACACACAUUUGUGCUCAGGUAUCAUAUAAUAUACCAGGCAGACUGAAACCUUCACAUGGCUCUUCAUCUCUCCCUCCUCCUCCUCCUCCUCCUCCUCUUCCUCAUCCUCUACAGAGUAUCAGCAGUACGCAGUGACCAUCCUAAGAGCAGUGGUAAUGCCUCAAUCUCUGAUGACAUCAACCAGAGAGUCUUCACUGUGACCAUGACUGAUCUGGAGCCAGAGGACUCUAAGACUUACAGGUGUGUUGUGGAGAUCAAUGGAGGAUCAGAUAUCAGGAUACAACGGUUCUACCUAUCUGUCACUCCAGGUACUCCAGGACUCUAUGUGGACCAACAGGAUGUGACUGCAGUUGAAGGAGGGAGUGUCACUGUCCGUUGUUACUAUAGUAACUCUGAAGAUAUGAAGUGGUGCAGGAUGGGUGGUGAUUGUGUGUCGUAUUCUGGGAUUUUACAUGGAACAUCAGUGACAUUAAAGCGGACUAGUGAUGCCAACAACAGAAAAGUCUUAACAGUGACUAUGAGUGGACUGAAGAUGGAGAACACUGACUGGUAUUGGUGUGAAGUGGGAGAACUAGAGAUGCCUGUUCACAUCACUGUCAGUCAACAUACUGCAACACAAAUCAUCACUGCUAUCACAACCCAAGCUGAGGGGAACAUGGAGGAAGUCCACCGGAGGUCCAUAGAUGUGAAAGUCCUACUGAUUCCUUGGGUUAUGUUGGUGGUGGUGACAGCUGGUAUCCUAGUCACAUGGAAGAUGUGGACAAAGCAUAAGGACAAUAAGGCCAAGGACCAGACAACUAACAACUCAGUGUCUGCUGACCCUGAGCAGGACAUUAUAUACAGCACAGUGAGCCACACCAGAGAAACAGCACAGCAGUGUGAGCUGGGGUUCUCUCUCUCUAUCCUCAAUCCGUGCAGUGUUGAGCUGAGUAUCUGAAGUUCCUAUACUCUGUCUUCCUAUGCAUGUAGCCAUAUGUUUACCUUCUGUCCUGUCCAUUUCUAAGAGCCCAAACCCAGACAGCCACCAUGACGUGAUGUACAGCACUGUGAUGCCUGAUCAGUUCAAGACAUAACAGAAGGUCAACAUAUGGCUACAUGCAUCUUGGGUCUUAGACAACAUUAUGGCUGUUACUCAUAUAACGUCAUAGCCUUGGCAAAUUUGCAUCUGUUUUAGAAAACAAUUGUAUUUACAGUAUAAUCUUCUGUCUGGGAACAAGCAAUAGAUAAAUGUACACUAUAACAAUAUAACAAUACGUUUUUGUUAUCUGGGUCUCUCUC
Coregonus clupeaformis (lake whitefish) is the source of this 1278-nucleotide messenger RNA. Its product is annotated as polymeric immunoglobulin receptor-like. The record is from RefSeq and is a predicted model, not a curated record. The transcript is spliced from 8 exons. Gene Ontology annotation, molecular function: transmembrane signaling receptor activity. Gene Ontology annotation, cellular component: plasma membrane. Bases 56 to 937 code for a protein of 293 amino acids. NCBI's taxonomy places the organism in Eukaryota, Metazoa, Chordata, Actinopteri, Salmoniformes, Salmonidae.